AUGGCUAACGAUUGCAAAUGUCCUAACGGUUGCUCCUGUCCAAACUGCGCCAACGGUGGCUGCCAGUGCGGUGACAAGUGCGAGUGCAAGAAGCAGAGCUGUCACGGCUGCGGUGAACAAUGCAAGUGCGGUUCCCACGGUUCCAGCUGUCACGGUUCUUGUGGAUGCGGUGACAAGUGUGAGUGCAAGUAA
Molecule: messenger RNA, 192 nt
Organism: Nakaseomyces glabratus
Lineage: Eukaryota; Fungi; Ascomycota; Saccharomycetes; Saccharomycetales; Saccharomycetaceae
Gene: MT-I
Product: MT-I
Source: RefSeq, a predicted model, not a curated record